UUUGUUUGAGUCCUAGUAGCGCUAUCGGUGGCAAAACGCCCAAGUUUGUCGAGAAAUAUUUCCAGUUUUUUACCGCUAGAUGGCGCAUCAAUUUAAAAUCUGGGGAAAAAGUUAAAUACAAAAAAAAACAUUACUUAAACUCAAUUUAAUAAUGAUUUUAAAUGUGAAUAUUUCUAAUGAUAUCAUAAUGAUUACAUCGAUAAAUUUAUUUCCGGCAAGAAAUUUGUUUAAUGCAAGAAAGAGUUGUUGAAAUAUUUUUACAAACAUUCAAAUCAAAAUUCCUGGUAUUGAUCAUAGGUUAUUGCUAUGGAAAUGUAAACAAUGCGUGUCAACUUGAAAAAAUAUCUUAUUCUUUAAUUGAAAAGUAAAGAAGAAUAUUCGAGAUGACUGUUACCUUGCAACCCAGAGUAUUUUAUGGUUUAAACACUAACAUAAUUUCAAAUGCACAUUAUAUUACCGAUGCAGAAGUUUUAUACCCCAUUGGAAAUGUAAUAGUAAUUCAUAAUAUUCCACAACGUCGACAAAAAUUAAUACAUCUGUCUGAUAAAAAUGAGAUAAAUAUAAUAUCUGUUACACCUAACAAAAAGUAUGUUGCAACAUGCGAAGUUGGAGAGAAACCUACUAUAUCUAUUUACGAUCUUCAAACAUUAAAAAGGAAGAAACUGCUUGGCAUACCCUAUGAUGCUCCCAAUGUAACUAAAUUCACUUCUAUAUGCUUUAGUUUCGAUAAUAAAUAUUUAGCAGCGGUUACAGGAUUACCGGAUCAAACGAUGCUUUACUAUAGUUGGGAAAAAGGAAAAAUGGAAUCUGUUUAUAAAGUAGGCAGUUCUCAAAAUCCAUUAGCUGUUACAGAAUUGUUAGCCUGUAAUCCAUCGGAUGCAGGAGUGGUUGCGAUCGGAGGUCCACAUACAUUUAAAUUUUUAACUCUUUCCGACACUGUAUGGCGUCCUUACGGGUUCUCUAAAGCGGAUAAUAUACUUGUAUGUUCAAUGACUUGGUUGAAUUCAGACAGAUUAUUACUUGGAACUAAAGAUGGUAGAAUACUUUAUUUAGAGAAUGGUGACUUGAAAAAUAUGUACGAUAUGAACGGUACAAUGUCUAUGAAUCUCAGAAUUCGUGAAGAAUAUGUCAUACCUGACAGUAGUUUGAUAAUGGAUGUUAGACAGGAUACCUUAUGGGAAAAUAAUAUCCGUUGUUUAAAUGCAUUUUCGAAAGGAUUUGCAUAUGCAUUUGGUCCAAGAACAAUUGUGAUCUUUGAAAAAGAUGGUCAACAUAAAUAUGUAAAGAGGAAUAUUUAUAUAAUUCCAUUGCAAGUAUCAAAGGAUGAUAAUCAAAAUUUAUAUCGAGUCAAUACCAUAAACGUUAAUGUAAGUUUGGAUCGACUGUUAAUUACAACUGGUUGGCCCCAAUUGUUUUACGCAAGAUUAUGGGGUCCGGAUCUAAAUAUAGAUCCAGAACCACAGGAAUUAAAAGUGAUGGGUCAAGCCUUACAUCACGGUCCUAUAAGCAAUCUUUCGAUGUGUACGUGGAAAUCGAUAUUUAUGACCUGUGGAGAACUCGACUAUAGCGUAAGACUGUGGGACUUUGAGACAGGAAAUUUACUUUUACUUAAACAAUACACAGAAGACAUUUGUGGGAUUUCUUUACAUCCUACGGGUCUUUUUUGUUUAAUUGGUUUCAGCGAUAAAUUACGUUUUAUGAGCAUAUUAAUAGACGAUUUAUUACCUAUGGAAGAAUUUCCUAUAAGAUGCUGCAAGACUGUAAAGUUUAGUCAUGGUGGUCAUUUAUUUGCCGCUGUUAAUGGAAAUAUCGUACAAAUUUACACUACUGUCGGUUUUGUCAGCUAUUUUAUUUUGAAAGGGCACACUAGUAGAGUGAAGGCUUUAUUAUGGUCGCAAACCGACACAAAGUUACUAACAUUAGGUACCGAGGGUGCUAUAUAUCAAUGGGACAUGAGCACUGGUCGACGUUCCGCAGAGAUAAUUUUAAGAGGACUUAAUAUACACGAUAUUGCUUUAUGCGCAGAUGAAUUGAUUUCGUACUGCAUUGUCAACGACAGUUUUAUAUACGAGAUAAAGGAUAAUGUAACUCGAGAGUAUAGUUUUCCAGGAAUAACCAUGCACAGUAUGGUAUUAGGAAAAGAGGACCAAGCUCUAUUUCUUGUUUGUAUCGGAGGUACUAUUUUGUCAGCAAAAUGUCCACUUCAAGAGCCAGUAUAUUAUACAGAUUUCAAGAUUCACUCAGUUGAUAUCACAAAGAUCGCUCUUUCUUAUAACGAACAAUGUUUAGUAUCUACCGGUAUCGAUGGUAGCUUAUGUAUUUGGAAAGUAUAUUAUUCAGAUGGAAAAGGGACAAUAGGCAAAGAAGUAGCAUAUACAAACGAGGUGUUAAUUAGUAAAGGUGACCUGGAAGAGAAGAUACGAACAAUUGAAGAUUUAAAUGUAAGGAUGAGAGAAUUGGAAACUGAACACGGGUACAAAAUGCGUCAGGUGGAAGUUGUGCAUAACGACAAAGUGCGAGAUUUACACCAAGGAUAUUGCGAAGCCAUCGAGGAACUGAGGGAUAAGAUAAGUAGAUUGCAGGAAGAUCAUAAGGGCGAACUCAAUUCGAUAAAUGCUGAAAUUGUCACCCUGAAAGAAAAUCACGAGGAAACGAUGAAACUAGUGGAAAUGAAUUACGAUGCGAAACUUAUAACAGAAUACGAUAGAUAUUUAGCUUUGGAAAACAAUAUGAGCGGUAUGCGACAAGAUUAUGAGAAACGGUUGCAAGAGUUAGAGAAAUUCGGAGUGGAUGAAUUAGAAAAAAUGAUGACGAAAUACGAGGCUCUUCUACAUACGAAAAAAUUGCAGCUGGAGGAAACUCAGGAGGAAAUGACGCAUCAAGCACGAGUUCACGAACAAAUAACGACGCAAAUAGAAGAUGAUGCCGACCAAGAAUUACUGGAAAUAAGAAGAAAUUACGAAACACUGUUGCACGAGGAAAAAGAGUCGAACGUACGGUUGAAAGGAGAAUCUGGAAUGAUGCGAAAUAGGUACAUAGCUAGCCAAAAAGAAGUAGAAGAGUUGAAGAGGCAAGUGCAUCGUGUUCAAAGCGAGUACAGUUAUUAUCAAAAAUCUAUGCAAGAAUUGGAGAAAGAUAAGGAAGAUUUGAAGAAGGAGAUAGACGAGAGGGAUGUUACGGUUCAAAAGAGGGAACGUCAAAUAUACGAGUUGAAACGUAAGAAUCAAGAAUUGGAAAAGUUCAAGUUCGUGUUGAAUUAUAAAAUAAGGGAGUUGAAGAAUCAAAUAGAACCGCGAGAUCAGGAGAUCAGAGAGCUCAAGGAGAAGAUUCAAGAUAUGGAAACGGAGCUUGUAAAUCUCCAUAAGACUAACGUCAGUUUAGAAUUGCAGCUAUACGAAUUGAGAGAAAAAUUGGCUGCUGCGAGACAAGAAUAUCAAAAUGAAAUGCAUCGUAGUAGAAAGUGUGAAAAGCUUUUGAAAAGAAUUCGAGUAGAUUUGCUCGAUGCCUCAGGGCUUGUGCAAGAUCCACAAGCUUUGAAAACCACCACAACCAAGUUGUAUCACAUGUACAGUUCGAGUGAGGAAUUCUUACGCAGUCGUAAAGCAGAUCUAGACGCGCAAUGCGAGUUCACGAAACAAAGGGAUCAUCUCGAAAGAACGAUAGGUUCGCUAAAAAAACAAGUUUUUCAGGAUACGUCUAGCGGUGACAAGGGCAUAGAUAAAACGGUAGACGAAAAUAUAACGUUGAUCACAGAACUAAAUGCACUAAGGGAGGAAUUGAAAGAUGCAAGGAAACACAUAUUACACUUGGAGGGUCUUGUAGGUUUGACUGCGAAAGAUGUAGAGCCAUCGGAAGCGAAGAAAAAGUUGGAAAACGCGUGUUACGGAUACGAACAGUUGCAGAAUAAAUAUAAAGUUCAAAUGCAGGAGUGUCAAAAUAUAAUAAACGCAUUGAAGGAUGACAUGAUGAAACUUGUAAGCAAAUUACCCUGCGAAGAGUCGAUGCACGAAGCUAAAGGAAACUUUUAA
Messenger RNA from Hylaeus anthracinus, 4028 nucleotides. It is a transcript of the gene tous, whose product is annotated as cilia- and flagella-associated protein 57. The record is from RefSeq and is a predicted model, not a curated record. NCBI's taxonomy places the organism in Eukaryota, Metazoa, Arthropoda, Insecta, Hymenoptera, Colletidae. The transcript is spliced from 4 exons. Gene Ontology annotation, molecular function: protein binding. The coding region runs from base 384 to 4028 and encodes 1214 amino acids.